AUGUGGAAAUGUAAACUAAUGGUAUCUAAGAAUACAAUGAAUCUGUUCGGGACAGAUUUAAUGGAAGGAUUCAACCUGUGGGAUCUAUCACUGAAUACAUUAUGUAACAAGGUGAAUGUGUCACAGUCCAUGUUAGAGAAAGCAUCGGAAAAAAUGAAAUUAAAACUGGAAAAGAUGUACCCUGAUAUUUUUUCGAAAGAGCUCGGUAUGUGUAAAAAAAUUAAAGUAAAAUUUGAGUUGAAAGAAAGUGCGGUACCAGUGUUCAAACCGAAAAGGAAUGUACCUUUUGCGGCAUUAAAUCAAGUUGAGAAGGAAUUAAAAAGAUUGGAAGACAUGGAAGUAAUUGAAAAAGUAGACUACUCUGAGUGGGCGGCUCCUACUGUAUAUAUAAAAAAGAAGAACAACGAAGUAAGAGUAUGUGUGGACUUCUCAACUGGUCUUAAUGAUUGUUUAAAAAAUUACAAUUAUCCGCUUCCAAACCCAGAAGAAAUAUUUGCUAAGCGCAAUGGUGGGAAAAAAUUUUCCAAGCUGGAUUUGUCAGAGACCUACCUCCAAUUACUGGUAGAUGAAGAAUGUGCUAAAGUAUUAACAAUCAAUACUCAUAAAGGUCUGAACCGUUUCAAAAGAUUACCAUUUGGGGUAAAGGUCACCCCAGCAAUAUUUCAGCAAGUAAUGGAUACUAUGCUAGCAGAUUGUGAGUUCGCGGUCUCAUACUUGGAUGACAUAUUGAUCAAAAGUGAAUCAAGGGACCAACAUAUUGAACAUAUAGAAGAGGUUUUCAAACAAAUAUGUGAGUACGGGUUCAAAGUAAGGGAGGAUAAAUGUGAAUUUUUUCUUGACAAAAACAAAGUACUUAGGACAGGUGAUCGAUGAAAACGGAUGAAAACCGGACCCAUCUAGGAUCGACGCGAUAAAAAAAAAAUGCCUGCUCCCACUAACAAAACAACACUACAAGCAUUCUUAGGUUUGGUAAGUUAUUACCAGUUGUACAUACUUAAAAUGUAUGAGCUAAGAGCUCCAUUGAAUCAGUUGCUAAAGAAGGACUCAAAAUGGAGCUGGACAAACGAAUGUCAGAAAUCAUUCGAGGAAUUAAAAAGCGGUUAACAUCAGAGUUAUCAUUAACUCAUUUUGACCCAAACCUGAAAAUAAUUGUGGCAUCGGAUGCCAGUGAAUAUGGUGAGCUGUGAUUUUGCAUAAAUUUGAUGAUGGUAAAAUCAAAGCUAUUGCACAUGCAC
Octopus sinensis (East Asian common octopus) is the source of this 1235-nucleotide messenger RNA. RefSeq lists its product as uncharacterized. The transcript has a single exon. Lineage: Eukaryota; Metazoa; Mollusca; Cephalopoda; Octopoda; Octopodidae. The record is from RefSeq and is a predicted model, not a curated record. The coding region runs from base 1 to 873 and encodes 290 amino acids.